AUGGAGGGUGGAGAUAGGUUUGAGUUUUUGGUACAGAAGUCGGUUUGUUUUGACUUAAGCUUAGAAGAAUACGAAGAACUAACAGAACUCUUGAAUAUAGAACAUAACUUUUUGAUUUAUUAUCCUCAAGCAAUGGCUGUUAUGACUGAAAUGAUGAGUGAAAGUGCAUUCAAAACUUAUGCUUCAGCGAAGAAGCCAAGUAUCAAAUACCAUCCUUCUCCUGAUCUCAAACUUGUGCCAGUUAGUAAGCUUGCAGACUCAGGUCAUUUUUAUUUUGGACAAAUAAACAAGAAAACGCGUCAAUUCGAAGGAAUCGGAAUUGAAGUUAAUUCUGAAGGCCAAGUCUUUCAUAGUGCAUUUUACAAUGGUUCUCCAAAUGGUAAAGGAAUUUUAAUCAACAAUUCCGACCUUUUAUAUUUUAACGGAGAAUACGUGAAUGGUAAAUUUUACGGGACAGGAACAUACAUCAACCAUUCAGGGAAUAUAUUUGAAGGCCAAUGGAAAGCUGAUAAAAUCAAUGGCUUUGUAAUUCAAACUGAUCCGAAUGGAGAUAUAUAUGAAGGAAAUUAUGUUGAUGGAAAGCCUGAAGGUUUAGAGAAAUUCACUCAAAAUGAUGGGGUGUCCACUGAGGGUCAGUGGGAGAAUAAUCAACUAAAUGGGUAUGCUAUUAAUGUUUUGCUAAACGGAGUUGAAUAUUUUGGCAAUUACAAGAAUGGCUUUAAGGAUGGAAACGGAAAUCUUACCAGUCCAGAUGGAAGUUCAAUUUCAGGAAAAUGGGUACAUGAUAAAUGUGAAAAAGGGGUAUAUUUAGAUACUAAAGGAAGAGAAUACAAAAUACCAGAUGAAAUUUCUUAUAAAAAAGCGUUGUCAAUGCUAGAGUCAAUACAACAUAGAGAUAAUUCAAUCUAA
Messenger RNA from Moneuplotes crassus, 909 nucleotides. The record is from the annotation of a GenBank genome assembly. Lineage: Eukaryota; Ciliophora; Spirotrichea; Euplotida; Euplotidae.